AUGAAAUGGAAAAAGGAACACAAGAUGGCCAGUAUGAAUAUCGUUCCUUACCACAUGUCCCCUUACGGGCACCCGUACCAGUUUGACCUGCAUCCUAGUCAGUUUGCUCAUCUUGCAACUUAG
Molecule: messenger RNA, 123 nt
Organism: Acanthoscelides obtectus
Lineage: Eukaryota; Metazoa; Arthropoda; Insecta; Coleoptera; Chrysomelidae
Source: the annotation of a GenBank genome assembly